Messenger RNA from Syngnathus typhle (broad-nosed pipefish), 1754 nucleotides. It is a transcript of the gene sdr42e1, whose product is annotated as short chain dehydrogenase/reductase family 42E, member 1. Gene Ontology annotation, biological process: steroid biosynthetic process. Lineage: Eukaryota; Metazoa; Chordata; Actinopteri; Syngnathiformes; Syngnathidae. The coding region runs from base 169 to 1329 and encodes 386 amino acids. The record is from RefSeq and is a predicted model, not a curated record. Gene Ontology annotation, molecular function: 3-beta-hydroxy-Delta5-steroid dehydrogenase (NAD+) activity. The transcript has 3 exons.
CUCCGAAACUGACGUCACAGCGGAAGACGUCAUCUCGCCGCUGCCUCUCAAGCAAACCGGUAGUAAGGGUUACUAUUCACUAAACGUGGUUGUCUAGUUGACUUUCUAGUUAUUUUGCCUCGUGUUCUCUAUACGGUCGGCGCCGCUAUAAUUUGGGAGACUCUCGUGAUGGAAAUUGCACGCGCGGAAACAUGCUUGAUAACAGGAGGCUGUGGAUACUUCGGCUAUCGCCUGGCGGCUCAUCUGCAUAAGAAUGGUGCCAAAGUCAUCCUGUUUGACGUCGUCCCUCCGAAGAGUGACGCGUUGGAGGGAUUUACAUUUGUCCAAGGAGAUAUCCGAAGCUACGAGCAAGUGGUGAGUGCCGUUUCGGGCGUGGACUGCUUGUACCAUGUGGCCUCCUACGGCAUGUCCGGCCGGGAGCAGCUAAAGCGGCUUCGCAUUGAGGAGGUGAACGUGGACGGCACCCGGAACGUCCUGGACGCCUGCAUUCAGUGUGGCGUACCGCGACUUGUUUACACCAGCACUUUCAACGUGGUCUUCGGAGGUCAGGAGAUACGCAACGGAGAUGAGAACCUCCCGUAUCUGCCGCUCCAUCUCCACCCGGACCACUAUUCCCGGACUAAAUCCAUAGCGGAGAUGGCUGUCCUCAAAGCUAACGGGACAGCGCUUAAGGACGGUUCCGGGGUGCUGAGGACUUGCGCCCUGCGCCCGGCCGGAAUCUACGGGCCCGGGGAGCAGAGGCACCUGCCCAGGAUCGUGGGCUACAUCGAGAAAGGGAUCUUCAGCUUCGUCUACGGGAAAGCCAGCAGCUUGGUGGAAUUCGUCCACGUGGACAAUCUGGUGUCGGCGCACGUGCUCGCCGCAGAAGCGCUGACCGCCCGGAAGCGUCACCGUGCCGCUGGACAGGCCUACUUCAUUUCUGACAGCCGCCCUGUCAAUAACUUUGAGUUCUUCAGACCCCUGGUGGAAGGUUUGGGGUACCCUUUCCCAACGCUGCGCCUCCCCGUGACCUUGGUUUACUUUGCCGCCUUUCUCAUCGAAACCAUCCACCGCCUGGUGGCACCGCUCUACGAUUUCCAGCCGCUGCUGACGCGAACCGAGGUCUACAAGACGGGCGUGACGCACUACUUCAGCACGGCCAAGGCCGAGGGCCAGCUGGGUUAUCGGCCCAAGGAAUAUAACCUGGAUGAGGUGGUCCGUUGGUUCCGGAGCAGGGGACACGGGAGGAAGCGGCAAAGCUCCCGCGCCGGUCAGCUGGUAGUGAACGUUUUGGUUGUUGCUGCUUUUAUGGCGGCGUUGCUCUCUUUUCUACCAGUUGUCGGCAACUGAUGAUCUUUUCUUUUUUUUUUUUUUUAAUAUAUUUUAUACACUUUCCUCCCUAUUAGUAUCAAGCUAAUGCAAUUGCACUUUUGCAAUGUUUUGGCCUUGGUAUUUUAUUGAGUUCAGAAUAUCACAGCUAUCCAAUUUUAGCCAUUUGCUUGCGAUGUUACAACCCAGCUUCACCCCACACGAAGCUGGCUGGCCGAAGAAGAAGAAUUAAACAGUUCCUUCUAAAUGUGCCUAAAGGAUCUUGGCUGUAAAAAAAAAAAAGGUGUUUGUUUACAUUCAGUGAUUUGUUGUAUUUAUUUGGAAACCUAAUGGAAUCUUAUGUGAUAUUUUUACACUCUUUGCUUUGGUUGAGGAAAUAAAAAUGUCAAAUCAGCCAGGGAUAUCUAUGAUGAAUAAAAGUCCGCUAUGCAAAAGUGCAAUUUAAA